Zea mays is the source of this 1850-nucleotide messenger RNA. RefSeq names its product Amino acid permease 6. Bases 239 to 1696 code for a protein of 485 amino acids. The record is from RefSeq and is a predicted model, not a curated record. The transcript is spliced from 6 exons. Lineage: Eukaryota; Viridiplantae; Streptophyta; Magnoliopsida; Poales; Poaceae.
GGGUGCAUGUGUAUUGGUCGAUGGUUCGGCUGGCGCUGGCGCCUACGCCAACACAGCCUGGCAAAAAAACAACAGUUCGGCAGAACCAGAAACGCGCAACGUCCUAACAUAACAUUUUGGGUGCGCGCGAUAUUUUGCUUCGAGAGUUGGAGCCCUAUAUAAAGCGGAUGAGCCAAACCCCGUCGCCGCUUGCACCGGAUCCCUCCUCUCUUUCCCCGGCACCUGUCACGGGAGGAGGAUGGACAAGAGCGGCGGCGAGGCGGCGGCGGCGGCAGCAGCAGCAGACGACGUCGAGCGGCGGGGGGGCGACUACGAGCAAGACGAGCACGAGCGGAGAGGGACGGUGUGGACGGCGACGGCGCACAUUGUGACGGCGGUGAUCGGCUCCGGCGUGCUGGCGCUGGCCUGGAGCGUGGCGCAGCUGGGCUGGGUCGCGGGGCCCCUCGCGCUCGCCGGCUUCGCGUGCGUCACCUACUACACCUCCACGCUGCUCGCCGGCGCCUACCGCGCGCCGCACCCCGUCACCGGCCACAGGAACCGCACCUACAUGGACGCCGUCAGAUCGUACCUCAGUCCCAGGGAGGUGUUCAUGUGCGGGGUCGCGCAGUACGUGAACCUGUGGGGCACCAUGGUCGGGUACACCAUCACGGCGACCAUAAGCAUGGCCGCGAUCAGGCAGGCCGACUGCCUCCGCCGGGACGGCGCCGGCGCCGGCGCGCGCUGCGACGCGCCAGGGACCGUGCUGAUGCUGGCGUUCAGCGUGGUCCAGGUGGUGCUGUCCCAGUUCCCGGGCCUGGAGCACAUCACCUGGCUGUCCGUCGUCGCGGCGGCCAUGUCGUUCGCCUACUCCUUCGCCGGCCUCGGCCUCUCCGUAGGGCACUGGGUGUCUCGUGGCGGCGGCGGCCUCGGGGGCAGGGUUGCAGGUGCCGCCGCGGCAUCCUCCACCAGGAAGCUCUGGAACGUGCUUCUCGCCCUGGGGAACAUUGCCUUCGCCUACACUUUCGCUGAAGUAUUGAUCGAGAUCCAGGAUACACUCAAGUCACCACCACCGGAGAACAGGACGAUGAAGAAGGCAGCAAUGUACGGGAUCGGAGCCACCACCAUCUUCUACAUCUCCGUCGGCUGCGCUGGGUACGCCGCGUUCGGUUCGAAUGCUCCGGGCAACAUCUUGGCGGCAGGCGGGCUGGGUCCCUUGUGGCUCGUCGACAUUGCCAACAUGUGCCUCAUCCUCCACCUGAUCGGUGCAUACCAGCAGGUAUACGCUCAGCCUGUCUUCGCUUCGGUUGAGAGGUGGGCCGCCUCACGGUGGCCAGAAGCCAAGUUCAUGAGCAGCGCAUACACCGUGUCCGUCAGCAUCCCCCUCUUGCAGAGAGGAUCGGUCACCGUCGCGCCGCACAAGCUCGUCCUGAGGACCGCCAUAGUCGGCGCGACGACUGCGGUGGCGCUGGCGAUACCCUUCUUCAACGCCGUGCUGGGGCUCCUCGGCGCGUUCAGCUUCUGGCCGCUCACGGUCUACUUCCCCAUCAGCAUGCACAUCGCCCAGGGCAAGAUCGCCAGGGGGACCAAGUGGUGGUGCCUUCUGCAGGCUCUGAGCAUGGUUUGCUUGGUGAUCUCGGUGGCCGUGGGUGUAGGCUCUGUCACUGACAUUGUCGAUAGCCUCAAGGCCUCUUCUAGCCCUUUCAAAAUUGUAGGCUAACAGGUUACUGUAGUCAUGUACAAUGCUCUGAGCCGAUCGUGCGUUGAGGUUUAAAAGAACUGUGGUGCGCGAAUUCGCGUCAAAUAUCGAAACUUCUCGAUUGUAUUUUCAGAGAGUAUUUAUUGAAUUUGAUCAGUAAGCAUCAUUUUGCUUG